Messenger RNA from Diabrotica balteata, 1793 nucleotides. Lineage: Eukaryota; Metazoa; Arthropoda; Insecta; Coleoptera; Chrysomelidae. The record is from the annotation of a GenBank genome assembly.
AGAGUUUUGAAAUAAAUUAGAAUAAAGUUAGUUGGUAAUCAGAAAAAAAUAUGUUUUAGUUGGAAUUGACAAGUAUAUUGAAAUUAACCUUCAUGUAAUCGUUGUCUAAAGUGCAUCACUUUCUCAUGAAUAAUUCAAACAAUAGUGUCCCGCCCAAUACAAAUAAACAAUGAUUUAGUCAUACGAAUUACUAACAAUUAUUAGGUUCCAGACGAAAUCGAGGUUAAUAGGUUUUACAGCAGCUAUUUUUAUCAUUGUGUGAAACCAACAAUCGUGGAAAUAUAUCGUCGAGUGCAGAAAAGAAAGUAAAAUGCCCGAAAUAAAUGUGCAACAAACAGAAAGUGCUAAGAAAAAGCGUGGUUGUGGGUGCAGCUCUUGUUGUCUAUUCAUACCUUAUGCUAAUACAACUGAAUCGGAGGUUGAAGUUGAACAGGUUGUAUGCGAAAAUAUCAGUCAAGACACCUUUCCACACUUUGUGGAUGAUCUUCCGGACCCACUGGAACCUGGAACAAUAAUAAAAGUCACUGGAUUUGUUCGCCCCGACUGUUCAAGAUUUGCUGUUAAUCUAUGCUGCAACAGAUCACCAUCUAGUGAUAUCGCCCUGCAUUUAAAUCCUAGAAUCUCACAAAGGUAUGUUGUAAGGAAUUCGCGUAUAAAAGAUCAUUGGGGCUCGGAAGAGGUAACGUCAAUAACGAAGUUCGAACUUUCUCGAAAUAAAAAAAUUCACAUCGACAUAGUUGUAGCUGAUACUGAAUUCCUGAUCUCGAUAAAUGGUCGACACGUAUGUGCCUUUGUGUACAGAAUUCCUAUAGCGACUGUUAAGGCGAUAGUGAUUGAAGGCCCAGUAGAUGUUAGUGGGGUAGAAUAUGGAAAAACAAAUGUCUAUCCAGUAGUAAAUGGUCCAAUUGAAAACAUCGAGGAAAUUGUGAAAGAGGACGUGGAGUACAAUGGUUCUAGUCAUAAUUAUGAGGUUCCUUUAACUUUGUCGUUUCCAAAAGGUUUCGACAAAGGAUAUCAGUUGGAUAUCCAAGGAAGAGUGAAAAUUUUGCCAGCGAAUUUCUUUGUCAAUUUGCAAGAUGGACCUCAAUUGUGGCCACAUCCCAACAUAUAUCUUCAUUUAAGUCCUCGAUUUGGUUACUUAAACACCAGGCAUGUAUUUGUACGGAAUUCUUGGUUAGAUGGCGACUGGGGACCAGAGGAAAGAGUUGACAAAUGCCCAUUUACUCCAUCUUCUCAAUUUAGCAUCGCCAUCCGAAGUUACGUCGAUCAUUUUUCCAUUUGGGUGAAUGGGCAAUUAGCAGGAGAAUUCAAAUAUCGCGGUGAUCCAAGAAAGACAAAUACGCUAUACAUUCAAGGAGAUGUUAUUAUAACUGGGGUUGUUAUGAGACAUAAUAUAAGCGACAAAUAUUUUACUAAAAGUAGGCCGAGUAUAGAUUCUAUGUAAAUUAUUAUUUAGGGCAUAUGCUGAGUGAUCAACAACUUGACAACUUACACAUUAUAUUAUUUUAAGAUAUUUUGCUUAAAGGAUACAGUUAAGCUAUUUAAAUCAUAUUAAAAAAGAUUUAAAAAAUAAUAAGAUUAAAUUAUAUCCUCCCUAAUAUUGUUAACAUUUAAAAAUAGUUUAAAUCUUGCUAAAUCUAUUUUUAUUUAUGCGUUUGUGGCUAUGUUACUAAAGUACAAAAUUUAGGCGGUAUUUCGAGAUAAUGAUGUUUUUGUCAAUAUUCUUUUGUUAAAUAGUACUUCUCUGUUAUAAUUUUAUAAAAUUUGUUUUCAUUUUAAUAAAAUAUUCGUUU